UCCUCCUCUAAGGAAGCUACACCAGACCCAUCUCCUGUCGAGCAUUUCAUUACAGAGCGGGGAGGAGGCAGGAAGGCAGGAGAGGGACAACAGCUGAGUGUUGCCUUUCUGGGAGCUCUCUGGACAAAAGCCGUGAGAAACAAGGGGACAAGGACCAUCGUUUCAAGCUAAAGACCCUUGACCGGUUGCCCCCCGCACCAAGCUGAAGAUGGUGUGUCUAUGCUGGUUAUUUCUGGUGGUGAUGACAUUCGUGUGCGUUCCCGGGUUUAGGUCAAUGUGUUUGGACAACUCCAUAUGCCAGGACUUGAACACCAGGGAACAGAUACUCGACUGUGUUCAGCUCUGCAUAUCUGAGAUCCAGAGUGAAAUCCCAGACUUGGAUGCAUCUGUCCUUCCAGUUAACGACAAAGACAACAAUGAUUAUCAUUAUGAUGAUGGGGACCUCUUACUCAAGAUCAUUCUGGCCACUUUAGCAUCUGAAGACGAAAUAUCCGAGUCAGCUCUGACAGCCCACAGCGACAACCGCCGCUCAUACUCCAUGGAGCAUUUCCGCUGGGGGAAGCCCUCCGGACGCAAACGCCGGCCAGUUAAGGUGUUUGCUUCUUCCCUGGAAGGAGGUAGCUCCUCCGAGAGCAGCUUCCCAUUUCGGGCUCGUAGGCAUCUGGGAAGCGACAAGGCUGAGGGAAAGAAGGGUGCUCAUGAAGGAAGUGCACAAAAUCAGGGAUCGCAGAGAUCCAGAUCCAGCUCCAGAGCAAGCAGGCCUCCGGGCCUGCAGGAGAGAAAAGACGCGACCUACCGGAUGACUCAUUUCAGGUGGAGCAGCCCACAUUCAUCCAAACGGAACAAGAGAAACAAGAAGUUGUGGGAGGAGAAACCUCAGAGGCAGCUACCUGAGUUCCUCAAGGACACUGUAGAGAAGAAUGUGCGGAGGAUAACGAAAUGAAAACAAAGCACAAGAGGGAAGGAUAAUAAUCAAAGGAAUCUGCAUGUUAGUUCCCUUAUUUAUGUCUUAAUUUAACUUAAAAGAAGUGUGUUGCUAUCUUCAGCAUGUGGUUGAAUGUAUUUUCUGAGCCAAAUGUUUCUCUCAUUAAAACCUUAAAUAAAGACAAAAAAAAAACAAAAACAAGGCAGUUGUGCUGAAUAAAGACCUUCAUUUACCCCGCGACUGCCUUGAACAUCUUGGCCUUGACUUGAAAGCGCUCUGAGAUAAUAUUUUAUCUUGUGGAAUCACUGUUAAUUGUCCUAAUAUUUUAUUUUUUGUUUAUUUUUUUAUCUUUUUAAUAACAGUUUAUGGUGUGGUUUUUGUAUGUUAAAUUGAGU
Molecule: messenger RNA, 1320 nt
Organism: Cololabis saira (Pacific saury)
Lineage: Eukaryota; Metazoa; Chordata; Actinopteri; Beloniformes; Belonidae
Product: pro-opiomelanocortin-like
Exons: 3
Coding region: 209-943 (244 amino acids)
Biological process (GO): neuropeptide signaling pathway
Cellular component (GO): extracellular region
Molecular function (GO): neuropeptide hormone activity
Source: RefSeq, a predicted model, not a curated record